Eimeria necatrix is the source of this 1185-nucleotide messenger RNA. RefSeq lists its product as hypothetical. The coding region runs from base 1 to 1185 and encodes 394 amino acids. The transcript has a single exon. Lineage: Eukaryota; Apicomplexa; Conoidasida; Eucoccidiorida; Eimeriidae. The record is from RefSeq and is a predicted model, not a curated record.
AUGCCUCCCAUGCUUGAGCCACUUGCUAAGCGUGCACGUAUUGAGGCGGAGUCUGAUGAUAGCAGGGAGCUACCUAGUGUUGACACAGGCGCGCAACAAGCGGCACGGGCCUCAUCGAAGGGGGCCAUUGGACCGACUGGCGCAACUGCACGGCGUCGCCCACGGCGUCGCCCCAGUGCUUCUAAGAGUGAAGCUGGGCGGGAGAGUGGGUAUGAACUUCAAGCGGCUGCUGGGCUGCGCACAUUAUGGGCAAAAGCUUCCUCUGUAACUAAACUAACAGGUGCAGGUUCAGUGUGUUGUUCAAAGAGUGGCAAAAGCUUAGCUGUGCCGCUGAGUGCUCGUGAAAUUCAAGCACUUGCUGCGUUGCAUCAAUUGGGAGAAUUGACUGGCUCCGAGGGCGCCAUUGGUGAAGAACAUGAUAAGCAGGUGGAGGAUGAGGCUCAGCCUUCAACGAGUGCUGCUGCAGGCAAUGGCGAAAAGCACUGGCUACCGCAUCCGCGUUUCGCACGCAAGGCGAAUUUAGGUGUUGAUAUAUUUACAACUGCUUAUAAGGAAACACGCUUCCACCCAUUUUGCCGUUUGCCACUUGUGGACAGUAACGGAAUCACGAGGGAGUUUAUGCCGGAGAUAGCCGUUGGCUCGUCGGCAACAGUUAGACCCCUGCCGCUUUUGUCGAAAGCUUUCGAGCUGUUCGCCAAGGCAUUCCUGCCGGCUGAAGAACUGGAUGUGGUGUCAUAUAUUACAGAGCGGCUAAUCGCCCACGCAGUAGAAUGCCAAACGCGUGAUCUGAGAGGUCUCCCGUUACAUCGGGCUGUCGAAAUACUAGGCGUUCGUUUUCUUAUAUUUGAUGUUAUUGUGUCGGCUUUAGAUUUGCUGGGUCAUCGACCAGAAGGGUCAUGGUGGGAAAAGCUUUCCAGCUCCGUACCUCACCUUUAUGAUGAGGUGCCCGGAAGUAUUCGUUUAGCUGCAAAGACCAAGGUGCAAAACCUUUUCCGUCAACAACUCAGCGCGGCUUUGAAGUAUUUGAAAUCGGGAACACGCCCCUCGUGUGCAGCGCUGAUCAACCUUAAGCAGUUCUUGACUUGUUCGCCCUAUGCUCCUCCCUUCUUCAAACAUAGAUCGUUUGAUCCAUGGAGGAAGGCCAACGACAGUUUCGCUGUUGCUCGGAAAUCUGCCACCAGCUGA